AUGCCUAUGCAGAGAGCAAUUAUUGAUGCCGUGAUCAAAGUCGGUGUGAAGGGGAUCUUUCCGUCCGAGUUCGGCUGCAGGAUACAUGAUGAGAAAGUCGUGGAUUUGAUGCCAUACUUCAAGCCGAAGCAUCAAUUGAUUGAACAUCUCAUGAUGAAAGAAGAUAGCAUAAGCUGGACAGCUUUGUGCUGCAAUCCAUUCUUCGAUGAGGCCGUCAAAAAUACUUUUCAUGGAUACGAGCCCCCCAAUAAGUUUUAUCUUCUUGACGGUGGUGACGCACCCUACGGAACUACAAACUUACACACAAUCGGCUCUGCCCUGUUCAAGAUCAUCUCCGACCCAUCCCACUUUGCAGAAUCUGCUAACCGGUAUAUCACGAUCUACUCGCACAUCACCAUAUGA
Rhinocladiella mackenziei CBS 650.93 is the source of this 402-nucleotide messenger RNA. RefSeq lists its product as uncharacterized. The record is from RefSeq and is a predicted model, not a curated record. The transcript is spliced from 2 exons. NCBI's taxonomy places the organism in Eukaryota, Fungi, Ascomycota, Eurotiomycetes, Chaetothyriales, Herpotrichiellaceae. Bases 1 to 402 code for a protein of 133 amino acids.